AUGUCUCCGUCUUUCCAGCUCUCUCAGUCCACGCCUUCUGCUGUCCCAUGCGCUAAAUCGGCGACUGCGGAUCCAUCGAUCCUCUCUCCGCCAUUCCCGAAUCCGUCCCUCCAGGUUACCGCAGAUCACAAGCUGAAAUUCGUCCCAGCUCCGGUCUAUGCCCCACAACGAGGCGAUGUCCUCCUCCAUAUCAAGGCCACCGGCAUUUGCGGAUCUGAUAUACAUUUCUGGAAAACUGGAAGGAUCGGAGAGCUGGUGUUUCAAGGGGACUGCGUGAUCGGCCAUGAAGCAGCAGGAGUUGUAUUGAAGUGUGGAGAAGAUGUCACAGAUUUUCAGCCUGGUGAUCGCGUGGCUGUAGAGCCAGGAGUUCCAUGCGAAAAAUGCUUCCUCUGUGACGAUGGUCGGUAUAAUCUUUGCCAAGGUGUUCAGUUCGCAGGAGUCUACCCGUAUGCUGGGACUCUCCAACGUUAUAAAGUGCACCCAGCCAAAUGGCUUCACAAAAUUCCGGACAACAUUUCUUAUACGGAAGGUGCCCUCCUUGAGCCCCUUUCAGUCGUCAUGCGUGGUAUUCAAGUCGCACGCCUCCAGCUCGGUCGCAGAGUAGUUGUUUGUGGAGCAGGCCCCAUUGGACUAAUCGCUCUGGCCGCGGCUCGUGCUUCUGGUGCCCACCCGAUCGUCAUAACAGAUAUUGAGCCCAAGCGACUCGCGUUUGCGAGAGAUUUCGUCCCCAGCUGCAUCACAUACCAAGUGAGCAGAUCCUUAGACGCGGAAGGGAACGCCAAGUUGAUCAGAGCAUUGUUCGGACCAAACGAGUACAAUGCUCCUGAAACAGUUCUUGAAUGCACGGGCGUAGAAAGUAGCGUGUGCACGGCAGCGUUUACAGCUCGGAGGGGCGGCGCUGUGGUUGUCAUCGGAGUGGGUAAAUCGGUCAUGAAUAACCUUCCAUUCAUGCAUAUCUCCUUGGCCGAGAUUGAUCUGCGUUUCAUCAAUCGGUAUCGUGAUACUUGGCCACCUGCUAUUGCUUGUCUCAGCGGAGGAAUCCUGGAUCUGAAAAAGCUGGUGUCGCAUACAUUUCCAUUGGAGAGAGCUAUGGAUGCGCUCGAGCUCUGUGCUGAUCCGCGCAACGGAAGUAUCAAGGUCACUGUCUUGGAUGAGGUGGAGGCAACGCUUUAG
Molecule: messenger RNA, 1173 nt
Organism: Aspergillus homomorphus CBS 101889
Lineage: Eukaryota; Fungi; Ascomycota; Eurotiomycetes; Eurotiales; Aspergillaceae
Product: putative alcohol dehydrogenase
Exons: 5
Coding region: 1-1173 (390 amino acids)
Biological process (GO): D-sorbitol catabolic process
Molecular function (GO): L-iditol 2-dehydrogenase (NAD+) activity; zinc ion binding
Source: RefSeq, a predicted model, not a curated record